Fusarium pseudograminearum CS3096 is the source of this 951-nucleotide messenger RNA. RefSeq lists its product as uncharacterized. The transcript has 2 exons. The coding region runs from base 1 to 951 and encodes 316 amino acids. The record is from RefSeq and is a predicted model, not a curated record. Lineage: Eukaryota; Fungi; Ascomycota; Sordariomycetes; Hypocreales; Nectriaceae.
AUGUCAGAGUACCCAUCUUUGGAAGUGGAAUCACAAGUUACAAGGCAAAAUGAGACUACGUUUACAGUCAACCUCGCCGAGUCAUAUGCCAAUGGAACAGUCCCUCAUGGAGGAUACAUAACUGCCAUGUUUCUUCGCGCUGCGAGCAUCUAUCUUGCACCUGACAACCAACCAGACACAUUCGCGGCGCAUUGGCAUUUUCUGAGCGCGACGCACGUCGGACCAGCUGUUAUUGUGGUCGAAGAAGUUCGAAGAGGUCGCGCUCUAUCAAUCGUCCACAUCACGUUAUACCAAGAAGGACUCCUGGCACAGGAACCGUGGAUAACUGUAAAAUCCAAGAAGAAAAUCGCAGCGUAUGUCACUAACAAUCGAAUUGAGGCUGAGAGUGGCCUUACCUUGACUACAGGCUUUCAGCUUCGUCAGCCGCCACCUCCAGUGGACUUGACCAAGCUUGCUGACGAAAAGGACCCAAACUGGGAGAGGUUGCACAUGAUAGUCAUGGAUAUGGCACCCAUGAUGCAACAUGUCGAAUUUUACAGCCUCAAGAACAAGACAACAUCACCUGCAUCAUGGGAUCUCUGGCUACGCAUGUCCAACGGCGAGCGCUGGAAGACAUGGAUGCUAGGGUAUGUUGCCGACGUAGCCCCUGCACUUAUGAUUGAGGGAUUCCGACCGACGGACUUUGAAGCACCAACUCCAAAGGACCGUUUUGCAUUUGACAAGAUCUUUUGGAUGCCAACGGUGUCGUUGAGUCUGGAUGUUAAGAAGGCUUUGCCAGAGGAGGGAGAAGAAUGGUUGAGGAUCAGGAUUGAAGCAAAGGUUAUCAAGAAUGGGAGAUAUGAUGUUGAGGUGAUUGGUUAUGAUAGGGAAGGGGAUAUUGUUUCUUUGAGUAAUAUCGUCGCGCUGAUAUUGGAUGUUGAGAGGAAUACGGGACGGGAGAUGAAGCUUUGA